GCGCCCCGCCCGCCCAGUCGGCUCUCGGAAAAGGGAUCAGCGCUGCCACGCGGGGAGCGCGCUCUCCGGCCCGGCCGCGGUAUGCGCGCGCUGCUCGGCCUGCUCCUUGUAUUCGGCUGCUGCACCUUCGCGCUGUACCUGCUGUCCACGCAGCUGCCCGUGGGGCCGAGGCUGGCGUCGGCCGAGGAGCCCCAAGGCAGCCGGUCACUGUGGUUCCCCUCAGAUCUAGCGGAGCUGCGGGAGCUCUCCGAGGUCCUUAGAGAGUACCGGAAGGAGCACCAGGCCUAUGUGUUCCUGCUCUUCUGCAGUGCCUACCUCUACAAACAGGGCUUUGCCAUCCCUGGCUCCAGUUUCCUGAAUGUUUUGGCUGGUGCCUUGUUUGGGCCAUGGCUGGGACUUUUGCUGUGCUGUGUGCUGACGUCUGUGGGUGCCACAUGCUGCUACCUGCUUUCCAGCAUUUUUGGCAAACAGCUGGUCAUCUCCUACUUUCCCGAUAAAGUGGCCCUGCUGCAGAGGAAGGUGGAGGAGAACAGAAACAGCCUGUUCUUUUUCCUGCUGUUCCUCAGACUCUUCCCCAUGACACCAAACUGGUUCUUGAACCUGUCGGCCCCGAUCCUGAACAUCCCCAUUGUACAGUUUUUCUUCUCUGUGCUCAUCGGUUUGAUUCCAUACAAUUUCAUCUGCGUGCAGACAGGCUCCAUCCUGUCCACCCUCACUUCUCUGGAUGCUCUUUUCUCCUGGGAAACUGUCCUGAAGCUGCUGGCCAUUGCCCUGGUUGCUUUGGUUCCUGGAACCCUCAUCAAGAAAUUCAGCAGAAAGCACCUGGCCCUGAGUGACCCAAGGAGCACUCGUCACCUCGGUGGCAGGAAGGACGCGUGACACAGGUGCCAUGUUUACCACAGCCCUGGACUCUGCUGCUGGUCUGUGUGAUGGGCACGGUCCUCUAUUGUCCUCACUGUGUUUUAAUCACCCUCAGGAAGGUGAUGUGAACGGCGUUCUAGUGCGUGCAGAGGCCUAUCAGAAGGGCGCUCUGCUUGAGGGUUCAUUCACAUUUAGCAUGGUUCUGUGAAAUGGACUGCUUUCUAGAAAAUCUUAUUUUGGUUCUGUCCAAUAAUAGGGACUCAGUCUUUUGGGCUUGCCUCUUGCCAGUCCCUGAGAUGUCUUGGGAGAAGAUGCUGGUGGCCGUUUGGACAGGCUGUGUAACAGGUACUCCUGUUAAGUCCCUGUGGAUGACUCUAGCCCGUUAGUCUCCUGAAGAGUGUCUUCUCUACCUUUUUGCUGAUGAUCUACCUCUCCAUAGGCCAAGGGACCCAUGGCGAACUGCCUAAGACUUACACACAGCUCGCGUGCAAUGAUUGCUGUGAUAUCCCCAUGCACACACUGAUGUUUCUAUGUCUGAGCUCCUUGUGGUUGUAUGUCUUCAGAGUUAAGCUGACUCAAACAUGAUUAAAUAUGAAUGGAGCCAGCUUUGCAUGUUCUGAAUGUGUUCUGAGGAAAUGAUCCCUCAUCCCAAGGCCCUGCCAUGCUUCAUCUGAAUCAAAUGGCUAGUUGUGUAUUUUCCACCUGGGAAUCCCUUCUACUGCCUCCUGCUGGGAGAGUGGUGUCAGUACAGGAGACUGUCAGCCAGUAAACACACUGUGAUUUGUUUUGUUUUGCCUUUGCAAGAACAGCUGAGGAAUUUGUGCUUUUUAAUACAAACAGGGAAGAGCGGUAUGAGUGCUUGCCUAUCUGGUCAUCACUCACAGCUGUCACUGUGUCUUCCAGCUGUGGCCCUGAGCUGAUAGCUCUGUGGGCUUGGACCUCAUGGGGACAACUCACGACAAGGACUUGCCAGCACUGCUGCUCUCAGGCAUCACAGACUGGGCUGGUGUGUUUGUCUCAAGUCUGGGCUCAGCCAGGAGUCUUUCCAAGGCUUCAGUCGAGGCCUGAUGUGCGCACUCGGGUUCCACAGUGAGAGUGGAUUUCCAUGUCAUGGCGUUUUUAAGGCUUUCAUUAAAAAAGAAAUGUGUAAAAGAAGCCUUUCUAAUGAGGGGAUGACAGGAAAGAGGCUACACUUGAAGCCAGUGGUUCCAGAGCAUUUUGGAGUAGAGAGGGAGAGAAGACAGGCUUUUCUCCUCCUUUGCAUGUGUGGCCCCAGCGGGGUUUCGCACAAGUGCACCUUGUCAGGAUUGAGCUCACAGGGGAAGGGAUUUCCCUAAUCCAUGGACAUAAACAUUCUGCCGUGAAGACAGAACUUAAGAGCUUGUCUCUGCAUGUUGCUGACUCAAAACUGCCUUUACCAAAGGGACCAGAAUUGCCUAAAAAAUAUAAUUCAAAAGACUGGUUUAGCUCCCUAUUCCCAGCAGGCCUCUGACCAAAUCAUGCCAGCUUCCCAUUUGCCUCUCUUGGCUUCUUUAAGAGUGAUGUCAUUGGUAACAGGACAGCUGCAGGAAUGGCAGCAGAUGGCUCAGGAAGAACCAGAGUGCCUGCCUAAAGCCUUUAUGGGGAAACUCAGACAAAAUGGAAACUGCAACUUUAGUGCUUGUCCCUGAAAUGGAAGAAUCCUGGCUGCAGAACCCCGCUUGCCUUGUCCCUGAAAACCUGGCAGGGCAGCUUGUAAGACGCCAACAGCACCUUUAGGAAAAGACAGGACCAGAACACACCAGGUAGACUUUUUGUUUAAUUUCAUGCAUUGGUUUGUUUUCAUAAUCAUUCUUGUUCCCAUUGCUGUUCGGUACAAAGCCAGAGCCAGUAUCUGAAAAUGACGUGGAGCCGGAGACCUGCGAGCUUCAAGGAGACAAGGGAGUUCAUUUUGAGACUUUAAUACUUGAAAGAAAUUCAUUUGUCCUAAAUCAACAGAAGCUCAAAUUAUUGUAAUAAAUAAUCAUAGAGAGAAAGAAAGGGAUGGGUGGGGGCAGACAUACAUACAUUAAUAAAAAAGAUUUCCUCAUCCGCUGUGAAGUGGGGUUCUAAAGGUGAAGAACCCUGGAUGAUGUGGUCAAGAUACCUUUUCCUAAUAGCCUGCACAUGUGGCUGGGUUUCUAGCUUGUAGCUAUUGGAGGACUGUGGUCACUGGCCGGAUACUAGUGACCUCCAGUGCUGUGCAGGGACCCUGGGGAGCAGGGCUGUGAUUGUGCUGGAAGUUUCCUGACAGUGGCCUUGUCAUCUGCUGAGGAUGUGGCACCUGAAAUCCUGCUGGCAUGCCUUUGCCAUGCAUGUGGCAUUUACCAAAGCCUCACCCAGCUCUUUCCCUGUUUCUGAGAGCUAUCCUCCUCAGCUACCUGUCCCUGAGAAACAUUCUGGGUUCCACUGGGUCUUCCACUCAGCAGCCUCGUUCAGUCCAUUCUUGUUUGAAAGGGCAUCUGCAGUGCCAAGUAAGCCAUGCAGAUAAGCAAACAAACACACCCAAUGGGACAGUCUGGAGGGAGGUAAGCACAUUGGGACGUUUGUUCUAUGGCACCAGCAAAGAAAAACCUUGCUGCCUGGGAAGGCUGGACCACACUGACAGUUGAAGAGAAGUCUUGACAAAGUUUCACAGCAUUUUGGGAGGAAGCAGGUAACAGAGUGCACACUUCAGUUCCCAGAUAGGGAAGGGUGUGCUCAUCCAGUACAGCUCAGUGUGGGUAGAGAUGUGAUUGGUGCAGUCCAAAGGGGAAGAAUGAAGGCAGGCGGCCCGUUGUCAUGACAUGCCCCUGUCAGCCUAGGGAACCCAUAAGGAGACUACUGGCGUGGUCCUAGACUUGUCCAUCAGGAACUGAGGGUCUAGAAUGGUCUUUAGGGAACGGUUGUGAGCUCAGAGCUGGGAGCUGGGUUAAUAAACACUAUGCACAUAAAUUCCAACAAGUACUGAUGAUGGAUGCUUCAGAUGCUGCUGUGAGUGGCUCUGAGGCUGUAGCAAGGCUCAGCAGGGAGCAAUACUGUGCUCAGUAAAAGGUGCUGCCAUGGGGCUUAGAGUGGAGGUGGUCCAUGGUGGCACAGGGCAGUGUUUUGGUUUCUGGAGAAAUAAACAUGGUAUAUGUGAAGCAGGGCAGUUGUUUUGUGUGUGUGUGUGUGUUUUGAGACAGGGUCUCAUUAAGUCACUCUGACUACUUGAAUGUAGAUCAGGCUGGCUUUGAAAUCAUAAAACUCUACCUGUCUCUGCCUCUCCCAGAGCUGGGAUUAAAGGUAUAUGCCAGCAGACCCAGCAAAAAUUUUCUUCUUUUAAGAGAACUUGAGUGGGCAGGCGAUCUCCAGGCCCCACCCUAUUGAGGAGCUCCUGGCAGCUGACAGCUACUGGGGGAAGGAGGAUCAUCCUUUUUCUGCAUGCCCUUUUUAGCUUCCCAUGCCCUACAGUGGGUGUCCCCAUAUACAUGCACUCAUGGGCGGCACUACUAGACUUGGAGAGUUACCAAAACAACAACCUAACCCCCACCCCCAAACAAAACCAUCAAGUUGGGAGGAGGAUGUUUUGAGUGGGCUAUGGAGGGGGAACGGGGUGAAUGUGAUCAUAUUUCAUUGUAUACAUCUAUCACAUUUUCAAGGAAUAAAAAAAAGGAACAUUUGAGACAUAAGGGCAUGAGAAAAAACAGUAAGCCACCGAAUCAAUAGGAACACGUUCCCACUGAGAAGACGUCAGUGCUCCCUUGUGGGGACACUGACAACCCUGAGUUAGUGACAUGAACUCCAAAGUCACCGCCCCCAUCGCCUAGAGUAGGUUGGGGACAGUGGGGCCCCGAGUAAGUUCCACACAGCACCUACUCAAAAUGUCCUUAAUUCCCGAAUGAAUUUUGGUGGAUCUAACAGCUUAAAAUACUCGGUCUUCAAUCAGGCUACUCAAGACACCUUACAACACCACGUCAUUGCCCUGCGCAGGCUCUCCCAGAGUCCUGCAGCUAGCUCUCAGGUGAGGUAUGUUUCAAAGUGGACACAGGCGUCUCCGUUCCUGUGCUAAGCAUUUUUAAGAGGGAUUUUUAUUCAGCGACAUGAUCUAAAAGAAGAGAGGAAAUCCAGUGCUUGACUGCGAUGCAAAACUGAAACUCGCCUUGGUAGUCAGUCCAAACCAGAUGGCCAAAGAAUGACGGUGUUCAUGUUGCACCCAGUGACGAAGUUUGAAAUGGGCCUGGCAAGGCUUCUCAAAGCACCAACACGUGGCGGCAGCUAAGGGCACUGAAGAGCUGGCUCUUAUGUUCCCUGAGCUCUCCACUCAGAGUUCUACUGACUACAAGGUUCUCAAGGAAACACACUCCAGUUUCCUGCUCCAGGGCAGGCUCUGGGGGUAAGGUAGGGGAAGUCUAUUUUCCCUUUUAACCUUGCUUAGAACAGUAAUUCUAUUCAAAAGGACGGGUUUUACUUUUAUCUUGAUGGCACAAUGAAUGAUUGGAGUCCACACACACCCCUAGCAAGCCUAUGACAGUUAAGCCAGAUAAAAGUGACCUUAGCGUGAUGGACAGAGAGGAGAGGACGGGCAUUCAGAAUGAAGACUGAUGUAGCAGGUGCGUUUCCGGGGAGGACCAACACUGAAAGGUGCCCGACAGAAGUUGGCCUUUGUGUAAACAGCUGGUUUUGCUUUGUGUUGGGUAUAAGAAUCUCUGUUCCAAGGAAUAAGAGACCUGAGGCUGGAGGAUAAAAGAAUAAUGACUCUGAUGUCAUCCCCCAGCCCUGUGACCCCCAAAUGCCUCCACCUCCUAGAACUCCUGUCUAUUCCAGAAGCAGAUCGUGACUGGCAUUACGUACUUCCCUUUGUUCUAGUCUUUCUGCUCUUCCCAAUUUGUGGGGCUCAGUGGGAAGGCGAUGACUCGCUUUGCUCUACACUCUUGAAACUGCCUCACGAGCCUCCGCAGAAAUGCUUUGUCUUGCUGUAAGAGCAUUGAAUCUCUUUUUGCCUCUACUUCAGUGCCAUGAUUUUAUUUCUAAGACAUUGGAGGGGAAAGUUUAUAACUUUUGGGACUUUUGAACGAUUUGUUCAUCAACUUGGUCAUCUGCCCAUUCAGGAGAUUUUACAAUCAAUUAAAAACAAAAUCAUCACAGUGUACCCAAUGUUUGUCGGGGGCAGAACACAACCCCUCAGAGCAGCUGCUACAUCCAGGAAGCCAGGGAAACCACCAGGGAGUACACUGAGGAAUGCCAGGCAUCCCACAGACAGCUCCAUCCCCAGACCCUCACUAGGCCCACAGAAGCCCAUAACAAUCCAUGGUUAGCAAGAAACAGUCAUUGUGCUACACAAUAAGCCACACCUUCUGGUCAACAGAAAAUUAUGACAACAUAAAGUAAAACAACAAGGGUAAGAAUGUCAUAACUUAAGCUCUCCUGUGUAGUCCUGCUACAGUUCAUACAAAAUGGAAUAAUUUAACAAAACAAUACUGCUUUCCAAGUUAAACAUUUCCCUUCAUCCUUCCUAUGAGCUAAAAAUUAUAGACACUAAAAUUUAAAAUCAGUGUCUCAACAUAAAGUGUAAACAAAGGAGAGGUCAGACAGAAGGCCGGCUCUAAGUCCCCUCCUGCUUUUCAGUUUUGGCUGCUGCAGUCAGUGACCCCCAGCCAGGAGCAUCGUUUCCAUUGGGGUUGGAAUGUCUUAAAACCUAACAUCCUUACUGGAUGAAAUGUCAGAAUCUAGCAAGUUCAGAUUUGGCAGAAGCCUGCAUUGGAGACAGGAAUCGGGUCAAUGCACAUGUAUACGAAUUCUAGAUAAGACAUCUUUAAGCCAGGCAUGGUGGGGCCCACCUGUAAUCCAGCCCUCAGCAGGCUGCGAGACCUCUCCUGCUGCAAGCCAAGACUCCACAAAUUACCUGGAGUACUUUUCAUAGCCCAGGCAGGACUCUGGACACAGGAAGAAUCACAUGCUUUUGAGAUACUAAAGUAAUCCUAAUUCCUGCUUAGCAUCAGCUGCUCCUUCUACAAGGUUCCUAACCUACCUAAACAAAACUGCAGUGGUUCAGAAUGAAAACAGACCGCAUUUUACAAGAAGCAUUGAACAAAACGUGGUGAGACAGGCCACCUUCCUGCAAGCUGCUAAGUUUGCCUUGUAUGCUACGCUGACAGACAGCCACCAAAGCUUCCAAGCUAGAGUAAGAUCGAGAACAAAAAUAAAGGUGGUUUGGGACUGGACACUGGACACACACAUCCUAGCUGCCAUCUGUGUGAAUCAAUAUGAUUCCAGGAGAUAGACAACCUGAGUCCCGAGAAAGGUUGCGCCAUCUUGCUUGUAUCGCUGAACGCGGCCAUCCUGAAGAAGAAUGGUAUGUUUUACAGGUAUGUUUUCCUAAUGCCACUCAGUGUCCUCCUGUCCCACUCGAGACCCUUUCCCCUUCCUGAAAGAAGUGCCAACAGGUGGAAGGAAAGGAAGAAGAAAUGGCACCCGAGUCUGAAAGACCACGCUGGUGGAGGUCGUGACAGUGGCAGCAUUUAAAGGCAAGACUUGAUGAUACUGUAACCUUUACUGCCAGAUUUAGCUUAGUGUUUAAGAAGUGAAGUCAUUUCCACAUGUGCGGUUCCAGUUCUGUUUGCUUUUCCCUCUCAGAGGAAGCGCGUGCGCUCCGAGGCUUUGGGGCUAUCGGAUCCCUCAGCUUCUAGGUCAUUUCCAUCCCUCACAUGGACGAGCCGUUGAACUUAACAUGGCUGCGUAUCUUUUGGCUUGUAUUGUAAAUGUUCAGUAUGUCUCAUUGCAACUCUUCAAGUAUGGACAAAAGACCUGACCUGGUCCCGUGUUCAAGCGACAGUGACACCUCCCAGCCCCAGAAACUCCAAUGUUGCUCCUAAAGACCCUCUUUCCUUUCCUUUCCUUUUUUUUUUUUGUAAAGAAAUUAUUGUAUCUAUUAUCAUAUAUAGUUCACUCUUUACAAUACAAAGUGUUAAAAUGUCCAACAAAAAUAAAUAUCAAUGUUACAGUA
Molecule: messenger RNA, 7843 nt
Organism: Alexandromys fortis (reed vole)
Lineage: Eukaryota; Metazoa; Chordata; Mammalia; Rodentia; Cricetidae
Gene: Tmem41a
Product: transmembrane protein 41A
Exons: 5
Coding region: 82-879 (265 amino acids)
Source: RefSeq, a predicted model, not a curated record